Photinus pyralis (common eastern firefly) is the source of this 1106-nucleotide messenger RNA. Its product is annotated as clavesin-1. Gene Ontology annotation, cellular component: membrane. The record is from RefSeq and is a predicted model, not a curated record. The transcript has 5 exons. Bases 159 to 1019 code for a protein of 286 amino acids. Lineage: Eukaryota; Metazoa; Arthropoda; Insecta; Coleoptera; Lampyridae. Gene Ontology annotation, molecular function: phosphatidylinositol bisphosphate binding.
CGAUUUUAGAUAACGAUGCGCUCUUUAAAUCAAACUUUGGAUCGAUCAAAGUUUUAAAUGAUAAGGGAGCUUGGGCUUUUUAUAAAGAAUUUUUUUUGUAUGCCUGUUACUUUUAGACUGGAUCUUUGUGGUGACAGUUAAAGCGCGAGCAAUAUAAGAUGGCUUUUACUUUGGAAGUUGGUCCUCUUACUGACGAGGUGAAAGAGUUUGCGAAGGUGGACAUACGUGAAACACCCGAAAAUGUAGCACAAGGGCUUAAGGAAUUAAAAGAGUUGUUACAAAACGAUCCCACCCUUAACUUCAGUACUGAUGACGAGUUCUUGUUAAUUUUCUUAAGACCGUGCAAAUUCUACGCUAAAAGCGCCUAUGAGUUGAUGAAACGAAUUGCCGACUUUAAACAGAAGCACAAAGAUCUGAUUGGAAACCUUAUGCCAGAAGAUGAGAAGGCCGGAUUUAUUAACAAUAACGUCGUGAACGUGCUGAAAAAUCGCGACCAUAAAGGGCGACGUGUUCUUAUCCAGAACUGCGGAUCUCUGUGGGAUACAUCAAAGGUCUCAGCAGAUAACGUUUUCCGUAUGCUGUACCUAAUGCACGAAGCAGCUUGUUUGGAACCAGAAACACAAGUACGUGGUGGCGUCGUUAUUUUAGAUUUUGAUGGCCUGAGUACUAAACAAGUAAUGGCGUUCACUCCCGCUAUUAGUAUGCGACUUUUGACCUUCAUUCAAGAUGCUAUGCCACUUAGACUUAAAGAGGUUCAUAUUGUCAAGCAACCCUUCAUUUUCAACAUGGUGUGGACUAUUUUCAAGCCCUUCAUCAAGGAGAAACUAAAGGGACGACUAUUCUUCCACGGAAGCAAAAUGAGCUCGUUACACAAACAUUUAGAACCAUCAUGUUUGCCGAAGAACUACGGUGGUGAUCUACCGGAAAUGGACUAUACGGGCGCCGAUUGGUAUCCAGCAAUCGAGAACCAUUUAGAUCAUAUGAGGCUGAUGAAUAGCUGUGGAUUGGCGAAGAAAUGAGCGUAGAACUUAACACAAUAUGACUAUUGUUUAGUACUGACUUAUUUUUGUAUACUCGCAUAAGUAAAUUAUAUUAUUUAAAUUUGA